Molecule: messenger RNA, 946 nt
Organism: Pipistrellus kuhlii (Kuhl's pipistrelle)
Lineage: Eukaryota; Metazoa; Chordata; Mammalia; Chiroptera; Vespertilionidae
Gene: CMC2
Product: C-X9-C motif containing 2
Exons: 4
Coding region: 246-647 (133 amino acids)
Cellular component (GO): mitochondrion
Source: RefSeq, a predicted model, not a curated record
CUCUCCGACCGCGGCGCCCGGCGAGGCCGCGGGACACUCGCCUGUCCCCGCUCUCGAGCGCCCCUCUGUGUCGCGUGUCCUGUCGGGACUUUCUGUUGCCUUUGGAGGUUGGGACCUGGAAGGCCGGCUCCUCGGGGCGGCCUUCUCACCUUGCGCCCGGGAUUUUGUCAGAGCGGCUGCAGGGGAGUCCUGAGCUGUCCGCCCGCGGGCUCUUGCUGAGGACCUGCUAGUAGCUGAGGGCAGGCAUGGCCCCGAGCUUUCCCUCUCCGGCAGCCUCUCCCGUCGCUCUGGAGCCUUCUGACCCAGGGCGGACUUCUCCCUUCCCUGAGCCUCGGCGUCCACGCCUGAAAAAUGGGUAUAAACCCAUUGCAUCGACUGUGAGAAGGGAAGUCCUUAGCACAGUGUUUGACACGAUUCUUAGGAAUGUAAUUUCCAUGUCAUGUGGUUGCUCUGCUGUCCUCCAUCACCUUCUCCUAAAGAUGCAUCCUGACUUAUCUCCACACUUGCACACUGAAGAAUGCAACGCCUUGAUUAACUUACUUAAGGAAUGUCACAAAAAUUACAUGGAAAAGAGGACCAAGAGCAGGGAGCUUGGCAAUGCGAUGCGAAAGAGACUUUCAAAUCCUCCAGAGGAAUCUGAAACAUAAAUUAUAUUAUUACUGGAUACCUUGGCUGAGAGAAGAUCUGAAGACUCUUGGUUGAUAAACCAAAAGAAUCCUAUCUCAUUUGGUCUCCAGAAUCUUUUGAAUUGCAAGUGACCCAUGAGAAAUCGAGACAUGGAGAAAUAGAGAAACACUGGAUUCAGAAUAUUUGUUGGGCAGAGCCUUUAGUACUCUGAUUCCUUUACCAACACACCUGACUUUUAAUGUGUUUCUUUACUUUGCCUACAGCCAUUUAACAUUUGAGUAAUUUAUCACGCUCAAUAAAAUAAUUGACUUUACUCAUA